AUGACUCCGCCAUUAUUUAGUCCAGAGCGAGAAGGUACCAGCAAGAUGCAAAGUAGCGCUGGUUCAACACAGACAGGUGUUUGGUUCAACCAUGUCGACUCCUCAGUUCCGAAGACGUGUCCUAUACCCCAUCCACCUCUCAACCUCGAUCCCAGUUUACAAACACUACUUCGGGAUAUCGACAUCUCAAUAAAGAGUGCCAAAAAACACGGCCAACUUAAACACAGAGAGCUAGAGAUUGUUACAGAAAGCUCAACAUCCUUUUCGAACCAUUUGGCUAUCGAGGAGUGGGCGCCAUUGGAGACAUCAGACGAGCUUGAGGAAGUGGAACGCGAGGACCGCAAGUCGCCUGCAGCUGCGUUUGGGUCGAACAGCGUUGGCUCUGUCAUCCUUCCAAUAGAGCUGCAGUCGUCAAUAAAUAUAUUACUAUCUGAAAGUGACAAGUCCAUGUUACGCAGUGAUGUCAAACGACUAUUCCACCACACUGAAGGCACGGAGCAAUCCGAGUGGGACACCGCCUAUGACAAGGAAUACCGUUCGAGAAAACAAGCAUCCCGGCAUGCGCUCCGAGAUGGAACUGCUUUCGCGACUGUUGCACUUCCAGCUCACUACUCGGCCAUCACUUCUGUUUUGCAUCACGUCAAACUGCGAAUGGAGCCAGGAUGGGAGAUAGAACAAGUUAUGGAUUGGGGCGCAGGAACGGGUAGCGGCCUUUGGGCGUCUCUUUAUUCAUUCCAACAACCUAGCAGUUCAGACAAUGUUCACGAUAAAACUGCUAUGACUUCGAAAAUUACAUCCUAUGUUGCUAUCGACAAACGUGAUGGAUUAGUCGCCAUUGGGAAGAAGCUUGUCGACAGCACACCCACCGGUGCUCUUAAAUUGCAAUGGCAGCGUACUUUCAGAGAGGAAAACAUUCUACUGCAGGAAGAUGGACCAAAAGCGAUGGCUUUAUCCGCAUUCAUGCUGACAACAUUGCCAACGUCAGUAGCACAGAAAAAUUUGGUCAAAGAAAUGUGGGAUAGCGGGGCUCACACUAUAGUUCUUAUCGACCAUAACACGCCGGAAGGGUUCAGAGCCAUUGCACAUGCCCGAGAAUACAUCCUGGAACUAGGUCAAGCAGAAUUAGAAGACGCUGAGCUUGCUACAGAACAUCUGUGUGGGUCGCACGUCCUUGCCCCUUGUCCCCAUGAUGGGGCAUGCCCUUUGCUGCGCUCCGGUGGACAUCCUCUCAUCUGUGGAUUUUCUCAACGGAUCCAACGUCCAUCUUUUGUCCAAAAGACGAAGCAAUCCAAAGUUGGGCAUGAAGAUGUCGAAUAUUCCUAUGUUGUGAUCCAAAGAGGUGCACGCCCAGGCCCCGUCGGGACAAGUGUUGGAAGAAUUGGCGGCAUCGGUCGGAGACAAUUUGCAAAAGAGACCCUUGCAGCUCCGAUGAAAGAGUUAAAGCUUCAUGACGAGGGCGAACCUGUUUCUGCGUCUUCUUCCUCAACAGAAGCGACAGAACUCGUACACACUCCUGGCGAGUUGUCGGAAGAGGAGCUGCAAAAGCGACUCCGACAAGAGGCUUACCAGUGGCCCAGGCUGGUUUUCCCUCCGUUGAAAAAGAGCGGGCAUAUCAUUUUGGAUAGUUGUACAUCGGAAGGUAAAACAUCCCGAUUCGACUUUGAAGUAUACGCUAACCUAGAGACAGGGAAAAUUAUGCGUUUGACGAUACCCAAGUCACAGGGGAAACAACCCUAUUAUGAUGCAAGAAAGUCCAGUUGGGGAGACAUCUUCCCUCACCCUCCGAAAAACCCGCCGCUUGAGCGAUAUCAGCCAAGUGUCGAGAGGAAAGGUGGUGCACCGAGCGCUGGAGGGGAUAUCGGCAAACGAAAAGGCCGAUUCAAGAAUCGAGAUAGGCCCAGCUACACGGUAGUCGCCGAAUCUCUCCGAGAAAAAAGGAAGAUGUCCAAGCGAGACUAUCAACGACACCGCGGAGAGAAGGUGUGGACCGAUUAA
Messenger RNA from Cyclocybe aegerita, 1995 nucleotides. The record is from the annotation of a GenBank genome assembly. Lineage: Eukaryota; Fungi; Basidiomycota; Agaricomycetes; Agaricales; Hemipholiotaceae.